AUGCUGACGAUUGUGUCAGCCAUACUGGCCAGGUCCCUGGUCGAUCUAUCGCCGUCCAGCAUCGGGUACAUGGGUACCGUGUUCCCCGAUGACCACGCAACUUUGGCAGGCCAGCCGUUCUCCUUGCAAGAGUACUACGCUAGUUGCCAUGCGAACGGCUCCCUGGUCCUACUCUUCAUGCCGAUCUCUCGCUCAAGCCAGAACAUCCUGCACUCGAACACUCGUUCGGUUUCAAUCUCGGUCGCGGACGCGCAACCGGAUGCGAGCCGUCCUCGUGUUUCGCUAAUAGGAAAUGUGACUGUCUUCACCGAUGCCGCCUGCUACAUUGCGAAGCACCCGGAUGCCCAUCGCUGGGUUCCAGGCCCCGGAGACCUCAUGUGGUGCGCGAUUUAUUACGUUGGUGGCUUUGGGGACCUCCAUUACAUUGGGUACAUACCCUUGGGGAUGUACCAGGGCGCAGGUCCCUCGGGCAAUGUGGCCGAAGUCGACACGCCUUUGGUGGUGCAAUCGACAUGA
Molecule: messenger RNA, 516 nt
Organism: Fomitopsis serialis
Lineage: Eukaryota; Fungi; Basidiomycota; Agaricomycetes; Polyporales; Fomitopsidaceae
Product: pyridoxamine 5'-phosphate oxidase-domain-containing protein
Exons: 5
Coding region: 1-516 (171 amino acids)
Source: RefSeq, a predicted model, not a curated record